ACUGCCUCGCCUUGAGUCAUCAAAUAUUUUCAGUUCAGUCAGUAGAACUUGUGCUCGUGCAAGUACUGUUAAGUUGCGGUACAGUUCUUGCCCAUUUGCGUUUAUAUUUUCUCGAAUUUUUAUCUAUUUUAAACGUUAUAUUCAUUUUCUUUUAAUGCCAUGAUAUACUAAGAUUAUAGAAAUAGUGUAACAAGAUGUCAAGUACUGAAAUCAAUGCGACAGCUUCUGAAACAACUAGAGAAGAUAUACCGUUAAAAUCUGGUACUAAACAAUCAAAAUGGUACAGUUGUAGCGAUGAAUGUUUGACUGGAUCUAAGUUUAUUAAUAUAGCCUUUGGUACAUUAACUGUUGUUAUAACAAUAGCUUUACUGAUUCAAAUUUACUACGGAGACUAUCAGGUUGUACCUCAUGGUAGUGUGGCAACAGACAGUUUGGAUUGUUCAAGAAUCGGUACCCAAAUACUUAAGCAAGGCGGUAAUGCAAUCGACGCUGCAAUAGCAAGUACAUUUUGUUUAGCAGUAGCAACUCCACACCUUACAGGCCUGGAUGCAGAAGGGCAAAUUCUGAUUUAUAAUCAUAGAACGAGACUUCUGCCCAAUGUCAUUGAUUUCAGCUCCACAAAUGUGCUAUCUGAUCGCAUGCCUCGGUUGGUACUUGGAUUGGCCUAUGUUCAUCAACAGUACGGAACUUUGCCUUGGAAAAAGCUUAUAGAUCCAUCUGCAGAACUAGCAGAUAAUGGCUACGUUGUGUCAAGAGAAUUAGCCGAUGUCAUCAUAAAAUCAAAAGCCGAAGACCUGUAUGGUAGAUUGGAACCAGGACAGAACCUGCAACAUAAGCUUUUAAGUAAUACUUUGAGAACUAUAGGAAACAUAACUGAAAAAGAAUUGUACAGUUAUCUAGACUCAGCUCAUCAACCUGUUCAAUCUCAAGGCAUAAAAUCAAACUUCCAUAAUUAUGACGUAUACGUGCCUAGUCUAGCGUCUAUUGGACCAAUUUUACUGGUCAAUUUAAGAGAGAUUGAAGAAUUUAACUUCACUAAAAUUGACAUUCAAUCGAAUAAGGCUAUUGUUGAUUCUACUCUAUAUGUCUAUCAAGAAUUUAAUGUCAAUGAUAAAUUUCAUGAAGGAACGUCAACAAGCGUUGCUGCAAUGGAUUUAGAUGAGAAUUAUGUAUCAUUAGUUACGGGCAUGUACAACUACUUUGGUUCUGGAGAAAUGACUUUGCACGGAUAUGUUUUAGAUGUUAAAAACAAAACGAAGCCCUGUAGCAGGAUUCCAAUCAUUUUAACAGACAGCUUCUAUAUUUGUGGUAAAAGAAUGGCUUUUGGAGCUAAUGGCAUAGCUCAAGCCAGUCAAAUCAUCUCGAAUUUAGUGAUCGGGGGCCAGAACACGACUGAUGGAAUUGAAGCACCGAGAUUUUAUGUACUGCCUAACGGAACUGUUGCUAUUGAAGAAGCUCAUCUGCCUCGAUUCUCUGCCGACUUAAUACAAUAUAUAAAAAAUAUCUAUGGAAAAGUUCUUACUGUUCCCGAACCUUAUUAUAGCAGCAAUAUUGUAGAAAAAUCUCAAGAUGAUCUGAGUUCGCACUCAGAUAGUCGAGGUGGCGGCAUAGCAAGCAGAUUUUAAUAUUAAUUUAGGUUACUUUUGAACUAGCAGGUCUUUGAAUAAUGUAUGGCUGUGACCAAGUUAUUUUUUUUAUUUUAUUUAUUCAAUGAUUAGGCUUACUUUUAUAUCAUUGCAUUAAUGUUAUGUUAAUUAAAUAAAAAUUAAAAUGUA
This is a messenger RNA of Sitophilus oryzae (rice weevil), 1775 nucleotides long. RefSeq names its product glutathione hydrolase 7-like. Gene Ontology annotation, biological process: glutathione catabolic process. The record is from RefSeq and is a predicted model, not a curated record. Gene Ontology annotation, cellular component: plasma membrane. Bases 195 to 1625 code for a protein of 476 amino acids. Gene Ontology annotation, molecular function: glutathione gamma-glutamate hydrolase. Lineage: Eukaryota; Metazoa; Arthropoda; Insecta; Coleoptera; Curculionidae. The transcript is spliced from 10 exons.